AUUGCCAUGCGUCAUGACGUCAUACGGAAGUAAUUCAGCCAAGAUGGCAGCGUCCUUGACACUCAUGCCGAGAGUGUUAUCAACUGUCUAACAUUGCCAAAAAUGGCAAAUGUAAGUGCUGUUCAACCCACAAGAGAAAAUUUUGAGAGCGGAGGAUGGAGAGACGGGAGUUCGUCGCGUCACUUGUGGCAGGCGGCUGUGCGGGGAUGUGUGUGGAUCUGACCCUCUACCCCCUGGACACCGUGAAGACGAGACUGCAGAGUCAGCAGGGCUUCUACAAGGCUGGGGGCUUUAGGGGCAUCUACGCUGGAGUCCCAUCUGCUGCUGUCGGCUCCUUCCCCAACGCCGCUGCUUUCUUUGUCACCUACGAAUACACAAAGUCCCUGCUCGGCGCCGGUGGACCGCUAGCUGCCCCGCACGCGGCACCUGUCACUCACAUGCUGGCCGCCUCCCUGGGAGAAAUAGUGGCGUGUCUGUUCCGGGUUCCCACCGAGGUGGUCAAACAGAGGACUCAGGCGUCCCCCUCGUCCACCACCUACCACAUGCUGCUGGCCACACUCAGGGAAGAGGGCGUCCGAGGCUUGUACAGAGGAUACGGCAGCACGGUGCUCCGAGAGAUCCCGUUCUCUCUGGUGCAGUUUCCACUUUGGGAAUAUUUAAAGACUCUGUGGUCGCAGAGGCAAGGUCACACGCUCUACUCUUGGCAGGCUGCAGUGUGCGGAGCUUUUGCAGGUGGAGUAGCGGCAGUUGUUACCACUCCUCUUGACGUGGCCAAGACCAGGAUCAUGCUCGCGAAGGCCGGGUCGACCGCAGCGAGGGGCAACAUCCCGCUGGUGCUCCACGACGUGUGGAAGAGCCAAGGCCUGUCGGGUGUGUUCGCGGGCAGCGUCCCCAGGACGGCCUUCAUCAGCGUGGGGGGGUUCAUCUUCCUGGGAGCCUACGAGAAGGUCCGCACCUCUUUGCUGUAGAAGCUCUUCCUGCACGCCGGUGUGGUCCAACAAAGGGAAGGGGAGGGGGGGGGGGCAGCUGUGGAGGUGGCAGCAGCUUCGUCCACCCCCCCCAAUCCCCCCCCCCCCCAGGAGCAGCGUCCACAGACCCGGGGGCAUUUCCCAGAGGGCUGCAUUCCUACUCAUCGGGGCCCUGAGGGAAAACGGACCGGGCUCGAGCACUUCUGUAGUAAACCGAGCCACGUCCUCAGAUGAGCCAUCUUUACUGUGUGUGUGUGUGUGUGUGUGUGUGUGUGUGUGUGUGUAAAUCAAUGAGCUGUGCUAUUAAAGAACGUCUCUUUUUAUCCUUGGA
Messenger RNA from Pungitius pungitius (ninespine stickleback), 1299 nucleotides. RefSeq names its product solute carrier family 25 member 26 (gene slc25a26). Gene Ontology annotation, biological process: transmembrane transport. The coding region runs from base 156 to 968 and encodes 270 amino acids. Gene Ontology annotation, molecular function: S-adenosyl-L-methionine transmembrane transporter activity. The transcript is spliced from 10 exons. Gene Ontology annotation, cellular component: mitochondrial inner membrane. The record is from RefSeq and is a predicted model, not a curated record. NCBI's taxonomy places the organism in Eukaryota, Metazoa, Chordata, Actinopteri, Perciformes, Gasterosteidae.